Messenger RNA from Corapipo altera (White-ruffed manakin), 2523 nucleotides. RefSeq lists its product as uncharacterized. The transcript has 2 exons. NCBI's taxonomy places the organism in Eukaryota, Metazoa, Chordata, Aves, Passeriformes, Pipridae. The record is from RefSeq and is a predicted model, not a curated record. Bases 1066 to 1698 code for a protein of 210 amino acids.
CCAGGUGCAAGUGAUGGUGUUCCUGAACCACAUGUUUUGUGAAAAGAGCAAGAAAUUUAAGGCAGUAUUUGUUUAUCAUGUCUCUCAUUUUUUAUUUUAUUGCUGCAUGAAGAUUCUCUUGGAGGUCAUUCUGUAAGACAGUUCAAAUCUGAUGAGAUCAGCAGUAAAUAGGAUCAUUUGGAGACCACAAACCUGCACUGGCUGCAGUCCCAUUCACUGCUGCAAAGUCUCUGAGGUUCCCUUUUAAAAACAUCUGCAAAACAGUCGUUCACUGGUUGCAAAAAAGACCUCUGACUGGUUGCAAAAGACAGAAUCUUGGCCCCAAAAGUUAGCAGCCAUUUUUGGCACCAUUUCAUACAGCAUUUUUCAAACAUUGGAAGAUGUUUCACAAAUAAUGAAUAACUCAACCCCAACUUGCCACGCACGGAGGUAACACUGCAGAGUAAACACCCACACAGAAGCUUCUGCCCGUGGAAUCCAAGUUGUACUUUCAGUCUUCAGCUUGUUCAUAGCUUUUAAUUCUAAAAUUAUUUUGUGUUUUAGAAUUUUUGUUCCUGUGUAUCUCUGAACCCAUAAAUAUGCCAGCAGUUUAGCAGAAGUUGCUUUCUAUCCUGCCAAUAACUGGAAAAACCUUAUUAUUUUAGAGCAAAGUACUAAAAGAGAAGUAAUUUCUUGCCAAAGUCAAUAAACAAACUACAUAAUUAGAAGCCUGUUUUUAUGGAAGAACCAUGCAGACAUGAUGCCAAGAUAUGUUUGUGUGAAUUUCUUGGACUUUCAAAAUGCAGAUUUGCAGGUGGCGAUUUUGCUGGACAAAUUACAUGACAAACAAUGUGGAAUUUGGAAACUGGGAACGCCAGAUUGCUCACUUGCAUCAAAACCAGGCUUACCCAAUUUGCAAGGCAGAAGAUUGCAUUAUAAACGAAUUUGGGAUUUGAAUCAGGUGCUGUGGAUCCCGGGUUCUAUCAGCGGACUUGCUACAACUUAAAAAUCCCUGCUUUCGGUUGCAGGGUGUCCACGUGCCCUCUCCUGCCCUGCCUGCCACCUGCAGGGAUACAAACAGCCCUGAUGGGGAGCAGCGGGGCACGGCUGGGGCAGCUUUCACCGCGCACCUCUGCUCAGGUGAGGCUCCAGCGUGUGCGGCCGUUCCCGAGAGCGGCCCCGAGCCCGCAGUGCCGCCCUUCCCCGGGCAGCCCCCGCCCUGCUCGGGCAGCUCUCCUCGGCUGCAGAGAAGCCCAUCCCGCUAACCCGGACGGAUGGGAAGAGAACCAGCUGCCAGCCUUCCUCAUAAAAACUCUUUGCGUAGUUGGGGGUCUUUUCCCCCUCUUUCCACAGCUUCCCAGCGGAGCUGUCCCUGUCCCCUGGAUCCGAUUUGUCUGCCUGCCUCAGGCGCCGCUCAGGAGCCUCUCGUGUCUCCAAGAGGCGCUCGCGGCUGUUCCCUCAGGGAUGUCUGUGUUUCCUGCAGCAGCCCGAUGUCGCUGCUAUGCCUGGCUACUGCAGCUCCCAGAUUCCUGUAAGUGCGGCAUCCCCCCUCCAGGUCCAUUUGCUGUUAUCUCCUACCCUGCAGGAACCUUGGAGUGCAUAUUGAACAGGAGCCAUGCAGAAGCAGACCAGAACCCCUCAGUUCAACUCCUGGCUCACAGUUCUGUCACAGCUGACAAGGCUCCUGCCACCUCCAGGGAUUUGCCUCAUCCCCAUUAAUCAAAUAAGAAAGCUCAGUGCCCAGCACUGCCUUGUGCCCAAACUGUGCCAGACAGGCAGGUGAAGGUCUGCUGUGCCCUGCUCUGGUUUAUUGUGUUAAUGGGGUGAGUACAGGACCAGCCCUGAUUCCAUCUAAUUAAUUAUCUCAGAAUAAAAAUCUUAGAAGAAAAGUUUAGAACCAUGUAAACUUAACCUUACUAGUUCCAAUGUUCUGGUCUCUCACUCCUUCCUGUUAUUCUCCCUGCCUUCCCUGUUUUUCAGUAAUUUAUAACCAUCUGUAGAAACUACUGUUUUCUUUCAUCAUUUUUGUCUGAAUUUAGCAGGCAGAGAUAUGUAGCCACUGUGACACCCUCUCCUCUUCCCAAUUUUUUUUCAUCUACAAAACUUUUGCUGUCAGUAAAGAUUUUGCUCCUGGAAAAGGCCUGUAUCUCCCAUAAAUUUAACAGUAAGUAUAAUUUUUCUCUAUUUUUUUUCCUCUUUGAUUCUUUUGUUGAAUUUUUGUUCACCUCUACCUUUGUUCUUUCAAUUUAACCCAUCACAUCUCAUGCCAUCUCUGCUUUUCCCACUACACUCCUCUUUCCUCAGGUGUGUCUUCAUUCCAGUUUUCCACACACUGACUUUCUCUCCUUGUUGUACAGCAAUAGUGGAAUUUUCUGCUUUGCCAUGUGAGACCACAAUUGCCUUGGUGCAGCUGAUUUGAUUAAAGGAAAUCUUGAAGUAAAUAAGAAAUAGGCUUUUCUUUUUCUUUAGAAGUAAUACCUUACAAUUUCUUCUAGUACAAAAUGAAUAUAUAAAUAAAUGGGACACUUCUUGCCCUGUUCAUAA